AUGUGCACAGCGUCUGAGUCCGAGCCCGAGCCUAAGGGCGGUGUUCAUGAGACAGAAGCGGCUGCGGGGCUGGAUAACAUCAGCUUCUGCAGCGGCUUCUGUCAGUGGAUCGACGAAGAGUUGCUCGAUUCACUGCCAGCUGACUCCCAGCAGCCUGUGGAGUCCACAAGGGCUUCAGCAGCAGAAGCAGAAGCAGUGAGUGCACUGCCUUCUGCUGAGAACAGCCCAACAGAAAUUCCUACUCGAGGCAACAGGAGGAGCAGAAUCCAUGCCUUCUUCAAGAGAGCAUGGAAAGCCGUUAUGAAGCCGUUCCUCUGUUGCAGACGGACAAGAGUGGAGUCCAAUCCCGAACCAGCGUCUGUCCCGGGCCCCUCUGGGCUCCAGAACGUGCCUGACACCGAGCUGGCAUCUGCCCCAGGUCUUCCCAAUUGGGAGCCAACUACUGAAUCUUUGUACAGUUUAUACACACUGCAGGAUUUGAUAGGAAAGGGAAGCUUCGGCAAGGUGUUCAAGGCAAUACGAAAAUCCGACAGCCAAGAGGUUGCCAUCAAAAGACUGUGCAAAUGGAACAACAGUCGUUAUCUUGAAAUUCCUGGUUGUUCCAUACCUCUGCCUAGAGAAGUGACGCUGAUGCUCAUGUUGAGGUGUCCUCCAGUAAGCCCCUACGUCAUUCAAAUGUACGAGUGGUUUGAUCGGCCCAAGAUCUUCUCUCUUAUCUUGGAGUGCCCUCAACCAUGCAUGGUCCUGCGAAAGUUCAUCAAUGAUUCGUCAGGACUGAUCGAACCGAUCGCAUGCAGCUUAAUGCGCCAGUUAGUCUUGGCGGUGCAGCACUGCAUAGACCACGGCGUUUUUCACAAUGACAUCCACGCUGACAACAUCCUGGUGAAUACAGAGACUCUGGAGCUGAAGCUGAUUGACUUCGGUGCCGCUCACCUGCUUGAGGGCGCAGGCUACGACAGCUGGAAAUAUUUAGGAGCAGCAGAGUACUGUCCGCCAGAGGCUUUGUCGGAGCCCAAAUACUACGCCGUCCCAACAAACGUCUGGGCUCUGGGCACUACGCUGUAUUUGAUGGUGAACAGGCGACUGCCCUUUUCCCACGUCCAGGAAACACUGAAAGCCUCUCCUAAUUCUUGGAAGUCCAGUGUAUCCGUCGCAUGCCGUGAUCUGAUUGGCCAGUGUCUAAACUGCAAUCCAGCGAAGCGGCCGACGUUAGAGGAGAUCUUACAGCACCAGUGGUUCAAAGGUCGGCUCUAG
Messenger RNA from Sinocyclocheilus grahami, 1254 nucleotides. RefSeq names its product serine/threonine-protein kinase pim-2-like. NCBI's taxonomy places the organism in Eukaryota, Metazoa, Chordata, Actinopteri, Cypriniformes, Cyprinidae. Bases 1 to 1254 code for a protein of 417 amino acids. Gene Ontology annotation, cellular component: cytoplasm. The transcript is spliced from 7 exons. The record is from RefSeq and is a predicted model, not a curated record. Gene Ontology annotation, biological process: protein autophosphorylation; regulation of mitotic cell cycle; negative regulation of apoptotic process. Gene Ontology annotation, molecular function: ATP binding; protein serine/threonine kinase activity.